AUGGGCGGCAGGACGGUUGCUUCCGGUGUAGUGCGGGUCAAUGCUGCCCAGCCCUCCGUUGCACAGCCCUCCGCUGCUCUGCCUCCGGCUGCUCUGCCGUGCCCAUCGUGGGUUCUCGCUACUGGCACCGCUGUGCACGUUGCUAAAGACCGGUCAUGGUUCUGCGUCGACUACCGGCCAAUCUCAUCGGCGCUGACUUCUGACGCGCCCGUCAUUGGUAUGGGCACAAUGCAUCUCCCCGUCAAACAGACGCCCGGGGCCAGGAAUCGCGGACACGGCACCCUCACGCUGCGAGACGUCCUUCACGUCCCCUCUGCGCUCUGCAACAUUGUCGGCACGCCGGUGUUCCAAGACUACAAUGUGUCCCUCGGAUCCGGCCCAGGGUCAGACGGCAGCAUCAGCCUUUUCGAUGGCACCCCGGUUGCCUACAUUACGCCCGGACGCCGACUCCCGGAAGUCAGACUGAGCGGUCCGCCUAUCGGGCCGCGCGUCGGCCCUUCACCGUUUAAGCCGGAUGCCAUAUACUGGAUCAAGGCGGCAUGGUCCGAGACGGAGCGCGAGAAAUGGCUGGACGUGGACGCAGCAUUGGCGUCGGGCGACGCGCCGCAGACACCGGCUCACCCUUCUGAUGAGGAAGAGAGGUGGUUGAAGCGGCACGUUGACGGCGGAUUCGAAGUCAUCUGCGACGUUUCAUGCUCAGCAACCACAACGACGAGGACCGCGAAGUAG
Akanthomyces muscarius is the source of this 729-nucleotide messenger RNA. RefSeq lists its product as uncharacterized. The transcript has 2 exons. The record is from RefSeq and is a predicted model, not a curated record. Lineage: Eukaryota; Fungi; Ascomycota; Sordariomycetes; Hypocreales; Cordycipitaceae. Bases 1 to 729 code for a protein of 242 amino acids.